AUGACAGCAAAAAUUCUGGUAGUUGAUGAUAUAUUAUCAAAUGUCAAGCUUUUAAAGGCUAAACUUAUAGCAGAGUAUUAUACUGUUAUCACUGCUUACGACGGUCAAGAAGCUAUAGAUUUAGUGAUGGAGCAACAGCCAGAUAUUGUAUUACUUGAUGUCAUGAUGCCAAAUAUGGAUGGGUUUAAGGUUUGCAAGGAGUUAAAAAAUAAUCCCGUUACGACCCAUAUUCCAAUAGUUAUGGUAACUGCGUUACAUGAUACAGAAGAUAGAGUCAAGGGUAUAAAUGCAGGUGCAGAUGAUUUUUUAACUAAACCAAUAGAUGAAACCGCUUUAUCCGCAAGAAUUAAAUCAUUGACCCGACUAAAAUUUGUCAUAGAUGAGUUGCUUUUAAGAAAUAAAACUAACGCGGAAAUGAAUAUUAUAAUGGAUAGAAGUUUAAUAGAGUAUUCAAGUGAAACCUAUUACGGUCGUAUAUUAGUGAUAGAUGAGGAUGUCUCUCAAGCCAAGCGGAUAUACAAAAUUUUAUCAAAGCAAUGUUUCCGCUCGAUAGAAAUAUUAAGUAAUUUGAUGGAUGUAACUGACAUCAAAGAUGAUUACGACUUAAUUAUUUCCAAUAUGCCAACUUACGGAAUUGGCGGGUUACGUCUGUGUUCUGAACUUCGUAGUAAGUUANAAACGCGUUACACACCAAUUUUAAUUCUAUCCGACGAAGAUCAGAGCAAAAGCAACCUAAUAAAGGCUCUUGAAAUAGGGGUAAAUGAUUAUUUAGUUGUUCCAUUAGACGAGAAUGAAUUAAUAGCUAGAGUAAAUUCUCAAGUAAAGCGGAAAAGAUAUCAAGAUGCUUUAAGAAUGAACUUAUUUAACAACGUGGAAAUGUCCAUAAAAGAUCCGUUAACUAAUUGUUAUAACAGAAGAUAUUUUGAUAAGCAUUUAAAAAACAUUGUUGAGGAUUCCAUAGCAAAAGGUAAGAACUUAUCUUUAUUGAUGCUAGAUAUAGACUAUUUCAAAAUGGUCAAUGACAAUUUUGGUCACAAUGCUGGAGAUGAAAUUUUAAAACAAGUACAAAAAAGAAUCUCUGAAAAUAUUAGAAUAACAGAUCUACUAGCCAGAUUUGGUGGCGAAGAGUUUGUUAUUGUCAUGCCUGAUACUAAUGUGUCACAUGCGUAUAUUAUUGCAGAAAGAAUACGUACUAUUAUUGCACAGCCUUUUAUACUGUUAGAUAAUGUGAUUAAUAAAACCGUUAGUAUUGGAGCUGCAGAAGUACACAACUCUGACAUUAAAGAUGUUAAUUUAUUUGUGGAGCGUGCCGAUAAAUGUCUAUAUAAAGCAAAAAAUAGUGGUAGGAACAGAGUGAUUGCUAAUUAA
Messenger RNA from Cinara cedri, 1368 nucleotides. The record is from the annotation of a GenBank genome assembly. NCBI's taxonomy places the organism in Eukaryota, Metazoa, Arthropoda, Insecta, Hemiptera, Aphididae.